This is a messenger RNA of Bubalus bubalis (water buffalo), 3351 nucleotides long. It is a transcript of the gene TRIM67, whose product is annotated as tripartite motif containing 67. Bases 936 to 3284 code for a protein of 782 amino acids. The record is from RefSeq and is a predicted model, not a curated record. NCBI's taxonomy places the organism in Eukaryota, Metazoa, Chordata, Mammalia, Artiodactyla, Bovidae. The transcript is spliced from 10 exons. Gene Ontology annotation, molecular function: protein binding; zinc ion binding.
UACUCCCGGCUCUGGAAAUUACAACUCCUGGGCGCGCGGCGUCGGGAGGAGGCUGCGCGGGGAGGGAGACAAGAGGGGAUUCCCGAGCCAGCCGGGCGCUCGCCCUCCGCCCGCUGGCUGCAGCGCCGUGCGGCCAAGGUCAGAGGCGCCGCAGGAGGAGAGGCUGCGAACCGAAGCGGAGGGUCAAUCCUGCCCUCGGGGAGAGAGCCCCAGGGCGCGCUCGGCCCGCGGCAGCAGCGGCCGGAGAGAGGUGAGAGAAGGUCUCCGGGCCGGCACGGCCGCCGGAGGUAGUCGCUGGCGCGGAGACCCGGCAGGUGGCGGCCCUUGGAUGCGCGCAAGAGAAGCUCGAACUGCACCUUCGGUUCCCGGGCGCUGUCCGUCGCCUCGUGGUGCUGAACCCAGCCCCAAGGCCAAGGGGCCUGCUCGCCCUCCUUCUCAAAGAUCACCCGGACUAAGGGCGGGGCGAGAGCAAAGGGGGCCCCCGGACAGCUGCCCACUGGAAUCUGGAACCGAAGGGCUGAAACGGGAGAGCUAGCGAUCCGCAAUCCAGCAGCCGGUCCUGAUGUGGAGAGGAGACGCCCGCUACUGCCAGCGGCGGCGCUAGUGCUGAUUCAUCACCUAAAGCAUCUCGCAGGCCACCGCGGGGGCAGCCGACCGGCCCUGGACUCUGGCCGCAGGUUGAAGCCUCUGGUGCAGGAGCCUCGCGGGCAGGAGGUGAGGACUCUCUUUUACCUCUUCCCCCUCACCUAAUCGUCUAUGGGCGGUGGCCCCAGGACAGAGAGAGGGGCGUGCCCAUGGGUUGCAAAGUAGUCAUGCCCGUGUGAUGCUCCCUCCUCCCAUCUCACUGGUGCUAACCUCACUUAUUCUCCUCUGCCCGUCUGCGGAGCUUGGGCCAUUCCACCUUCCACCCUGAGCAGUUCUCCGCCGGCUCAGCGAUGGAAGAGGAGCUGAAGUGCCCAGUGUGCGGCUCCCUGUUUCGGGAGCCCAUCAUCUUGCCGUGUUCCCACAAUGUCUGCCUGCCUUGCGCUCGUACCAUCGCGGUGCAGACCCCGGACGGUGAGCAACAUCUGCCCCCGCCGCUGCUGCACUCUCGAGGCUCAGCGCUAUCCUCAGGCGCCGCCGCCGCGCCCCCUCUAGACCAGGAGGCGGCGGCUGGCCCGGCUUGCAGCGGCGCGGGCGGAAGCGCUGCUGGCGGCCUGGGCGGCGGUGCGGGAGGCGGCAGCGACCACGCGGACAAGCUGAGCUUGUACAGUGAAACAGACAGCGGUUAUGGCUCUUACACCCCGAGCCUCAAGUCCCCAAACGGGGUUCGAGUGCUGCCCAUGGUGCCCGCGCCUCCUGGCUCCUCCGCCGCUGCUGCCCGAGGCGCCGCCUGCUCCUCGCUGUCCUCGUCCUCAAGCUCCAUCACGUGCCCGCAGUGCCACCGCAGCGCUUCCCUGGACCACCGCGGCCUGCGCGGCUUCCAGCGCAACCGACUGCUUGAGGCCAUCGUGCAGCGGUAUCAGCAGGGCCGCGGGGCGGCGCCGGGGGCGUCCGCAGCUGCUGCGGUGGCCAUCUGCCAGUUGUGCGACCGCACCCCGCCGGAGCCGGCCGCUACGCUCUGCGAGCAGUGUGACGUGCUCUACUGCGCUGCCUGCCAGCUCAAGUGCCAUCCAUCCCGGGGACCCUUCGCUAAGCAUCGCCUGGUGCAGCCGCCGCCGCCGCCUGCGCCCUCCGAGGUCGCCUCCGGGUCCCCGGGCGCUGUCCAGGGCGCCCCCAGCGGAAGUGGCGGCUGUAAGAGCCCGGGAGCCACCGGGGCCGGAGCGGCGGGGGGCAACACCACCCGCAAGUACCCUACGUGCCCCGAACACGAAAUGGAGAACUACAGCAUGUACUGCUUAAGCUGCCGAACCCCGGUGUGCUAUCUGUGCCUGGAGGAAGGCCGGCACGGCAAGCACGAGGUGAAGCCGCUGGGGGCCAUGUGGAAACAGCACAAGGCCCAGCUGUCUCAGGCGUUAAAUGGAGUUUCCGAUAAGGCAAAAGAAGCAAAGGAGUUUCUGGUUCAGCUGAAGAACAUUCUGCAGCAGAUCCAGGAGAAUGGCCUGGACUACGAGGCCUGCCUGGUGGCUCAGUGUGAUGCGCUGGUCGAUGCUCUGACCCGGCAGAAAGCCAAGCUGCUCACCAAGGUCACCAAAGAGAGGGAGCAUAAGCUGAAGAUGGUUUGGGACCAGAUCAAUCACUGCACACUGAAGCUGCGCCAGUCCACUGGGCUGAUGGAGUACUGCCUGGAGGUGAUCAAGGAGAACGACCCCGCCGGGUUCCUGCAGAUCUCGGACGCCCUGAUCAAGCGUGUCCAGGUGUCUCAAGAGCAGUGGGUCAAAGGCGCCCUGGAGCCCAAAGUGUCCGCGGAGUUUGAGCUGACCUUGGACAGCGAGCCGCUGCUGCAGGCCAUCCACCAGCUGGACUUCAUUCAGAUGAAAUGUAGGGUGCCGCCUGUGCCCCUGUUGCAGCUGGAGAAGUGCUGCACCCGGAACAACAGCGUCACGCUGGCCUGGAGGACACCGCCCUUCACCCACAGUCCUGUGGAUGGCUACAUCCUGGAGCUAGACGAUGGCGACGGGGGGCAAUUCCGGGAGGUGUAUGUUGGCAAGGAGACCCUGUGCACCAUCGACGGCCUUCACUUCAACAGCACAUACAACGCCAGGGUCAAGGCUUUCAACUCCUCCGGCGUUGGGCCCUACAGUAAGACUGUGGUCCUGCAGACAUCUGACGUGGCCUGGUUCACGUUUGACCCCAACUCUGGGCACCGGGACAUCAUUUUGUCCAACGACAAUCAGACAGCCACCUGCAGCAGCUAUGACGACCGGGUGGUGCUGGGCACGGCGGCCUUCUCCAAGGGCGCGCACUACUGGGAGCUGCACGUGGACCGGUAUGACAACCACCCUGACCCCGCCUUUGGGGUGGCCAGGGCCAGCGUGGUCAAGGACAUGAUGCUGGGCAAGGACGACAAGGCCUGGGCCAUGUACGUGGACAACAACCGCAGCUGGUUCAUGCAUUGCAACUCUCACACCAACAGGACCGAAGGCGGUGUGUGCAAGGGGGCCACCGUGGGUGUGCUGCUGGACCUGAAUAAGCACACUCUGACGUUCUUCAUCAACGGGCAGCAGCAGGGCCCCACGGCCUUCAGCCACGUGGACGGGGUCUUCAUGCCGGCCCUCAGCCUCAACCGCAACGUUCAGGUCACUCUGCACACGGGACUGGAAGUGCCAACAAACCUGGGGCGGCCAAAGCUGUCAGGCAACUAGGCUGCCAGGUCCUGCUCUGCGUGGCCAUCCCUCACUGCACUCACAUAACCCCUGAGGUAGCACAGCC